This is a messenger RNA of Acanthisitta chloris (rifleman), 1049 nucleotides long. It is a transcript of the gene KLHDC8B, whose product is annotated as kelch domain containing 8B. Gene Ontology annotation, molecular function: protein binding. The record is from RefSeq and is a predicted model, not a curated record. NCBI's taxonomy places the organism in Eukaryota, Metazoa, Chordata, Aves, Passeriformes, Acanthisittidae.
GCACAGAGCCCCCUCGCCUCCGUUGAGGUCUACCACGUGGAUGAGGGCAAGUGGGAGAAGAAGGCAGCGCUGGCUCAGCCCUCCAUGGGCAUCUCAGCUGUGCAGAGAGAUGGGGCUGUCUAUGCACUGGGGGGAAUGGGCGCAGACACCUCUCCCCAGGCACUGGUCCGUGUCUAUGAGCCAGCGAAGGACCACGCAGCCCCUGCCCCCUGGCAGCCCCUGCCUUCCAUGCCCCCCCCCUGCUAUGGGGCCUCUGCCUUCCUGCAGGGCAACAAGAUCUUCGUCCUGGGUAGGUGCUGCUGGGGUGAGCCCCUUUGCCCCUGCCCUCUCCCUCUGCUGCCUCCAGGCUAGGGAAUGACCUGGUGCACCCCAGGCCGCCGCGCCUUCGCCGCCUGCGCCAUGGCCGACGGCGUCGUCUUCAGCCUGGGGGGGCUGCAGCAGCCAGGGCCACACAACUUCUAUUCCCGACCACACUUCGUCAACACCGUGGAGAUAUUUGAUCCCGCGCAGGGUGCAUGGAGAAAGCCGAGCCGCACCAUUCGGAUGAGGGAGAAGAGAGCUGACUUCGUGGCUGGCUGUCUGGGAGGAAGAGUGGUGGCCAUGGGUGGCCUUGGGAACCAGUCCUGCCCGCUGGACUCAGUGGAAGGGUUCAGCCUCUCACAGAAGAAGUGGGAGCCGCUGCCCCCCAUGCCCACAGGCCGCUGCUCCUGCUCCAGCUGCCCAGCACCCAGCCUGCUCUUCGUCAUCGUCGGGGUGGCCCAGGGCCCCAGCAGCGCCGUCGAGGCUCUGUGCCUGCGUGAAGUGCCCUGAGUGGGGUCCCAGGGAAAGCCCCAGCCAAGCACCAAGUGCCUGAAGACGGGGACAGGGUGUCUGAGCACCCAUGCAUGUGGGUGACCUUGGCUCCAGGGAGCUGCCAUCCGGUGACUCCGGGUGCCAGAGCAGCUGUGGGUUUGGAAACCUGUCUCAGCUCCUGUGGCACUGUGGUGAUGGAGCCUAGGGCGAGCUGCCUGGUGGGAGGGCCGUGGCCAGCAGUGAAGAGGACGCAGUGG